This is a messenger RNA of Capsella rubella, 1440 nucleotides long. RefSeq names its product putative F-box protein At2g16290. The transcript is spliced from 2 exons. NCBI's taxonomy places the organism in Eukaryota, Viridiplantae, Streptophyta, Magnoliopsida, Brassicales, Brassicaceae. The record is from RefSeq and is a predicted model, not a curated record. The coding region runs from base 1 to 1275 and encodes 424 amino acids.
AUGGCAGAUUGGUCGCUCCUUCCCACAGACUUACUAGUACUAAUCGCUGGUUGUUUCCAGACAUCUUUCGAGAUUGUCCUCUUCCGAUCUGUCUGCAGCUCAUGGCGAUCCGUUGUUCCUUCGCCUCGUGAUUCUCGCUGCUUAGGCACCAAAACUCACAUCCCCAUGUUUACCAGCCUUCACUACAGAGGAAAACCUCGGUUUGGUAGCGAUAAAAAGUAUUGUACACUUAAAAAAAUCCCAAUUUAUCUCGUGAGAUUCAACACUCCGUUUGGCGAUGAUUAUUUACUGGCGGAGAUACAUGAAAGAAAGUCCGGGAAACCGAUGCGGCUGUUGUCACCAUUAAGCUAUGAUGGCCUCACAUCCAAGGAAACUCUAUUGUCGUUCAACUCUCUCACCACUCAAAUUGUCCUUUUGUAUUAUCAGUACGAGAUAAAUUUGGAGUAUAUGAUAUCCUUUAGUUUGCGUGUGGGAGUUAAAUGGGAUAAAACAUUCAAAAGAGUUGAAUAUCUUGAACUGAAUACGGAUGACUGCAGAGAUUUCAGAUUGCUAGCUAAUACAGAAAAUGGCGAUAUAAUGAUAUUUAGAAGCCUUGAGAUGAGAUGGACCAAAAUUUUGGUCUCUCCUAAAAAAUGUCGAGAUAUGGUUUCGUUCAAAGGAAAGUUUUAUGUGGUUGAUACAAGUGGACGGGGACAUGUCUUUGUUGUCGAACCGUCUUUGGAAGUUUUCGAGAUCCCCUCGGUCACAUGGUCGACUCUCAAGUCUACGAAAGAGGCUCUUGUGAAGUCGGGAGAAGAGUUAUUGCUAGUGCAACGGUUCACACCAGGCCAGUCUCAUGCAGAUGAUAUGUAUACAUUUUUCCCACAAGGAGAGUCUCAUCCUGAACAUAUGUAUACAUGGUUUAGAGUCUUUAGGCUGGAUGAAGAAGGUGGGACGAGGAAGUGGGUUCAAGUUGACGAUUUGAACGAUCGGGUGAUAUUUCUUGGAACGGAGACGAAUAUUUGUUGCUCUGUACAAAACCUCCCGGGUGCAAAGGAGAACUGCAUUGUGUUCAUUGAUUUGAGAAAUGGUAUUAUUAAACAGUAUGAAUCAAUCCUUUUGUUUGACUUAAAAACAAAAAGCACUAGUACUGCAUUUAGUGAAUGCAGAGGCUACAUGGGUGCAUUCGGUGCGAAUCUUGAAUCUCUGGUAUCUUGUGGAGUUAUGACUAUGCCAAACCCAACAACAAGCAUCUAUGAUCUAUUAAGUGAUUCCAUCUGGCUUACUAAAAAGUAAGUGUCAAGAAAAAUACUAUAAAGUUGUAAUCUUUUUAACAUUGUUUAGUAUGAGAUUAAGGUUUGGCUCAAAGACUCAAUUUGACGAAUUGAUCUUCAUAUUCUUUUUUUUUUUUUUUUUUGGACAAAAAUUUUCAUAUUCAUUAUGCACCCAUUUUACUGCCUA